Messenger RNA from Ceratitis capitata (Mediterranean fruit fly), 1670 nucleotides. Its product is annotated as prolyl 4-hydroxylase subunit alpha-2. Gene Ontology annotation, molecular function: iron ion binding; procollagen-proline 4-dioxygenase activity; protein binding. Gene Ontology annotation, biological process: peptidyl-proline hydroxylation to 4-hydroxy-L-proline. The transcript has 8 exons. Lineage: Eukaryota; Metazoa; Arthropoda; Insecta; Diptera; Tephritidae. The coding region runs from base 36 to 1670 and encodes 544 amino acids. The record is from RefSeq and is a predicted model, not a curated record. Gene Ontology annotation, cellular component: endoplasmic reticulum.
AGGUAGCACUAAGUAGCAAAGACUUCUUCAAAACAAUGAAAGUCACGCAUUUCCUAAUAGCAGCGCUGCUGACUAUGUUCAGCUCAAAUGUUCGAGGCGACUAUUAUACAUCCAUCGUGAGUCUAAUCGAUCUGCUAGAGGCGGAAAUGCAAGUAAUUGGCUUUCUGGAGCAAUAUAUGGAAGCGAUGGAGGAAAUUAGCCGCAAAGCGAAUGAAACACUCAGCGAACUGGCGUACGCUUCGCAGGAGGCCGAUGAAGAUCCGGAGGAAUAUUAUGAGAAUCCAUUAAAUGCGUAUAAGAUCAUAAGUCGUUUCGUCAUCGAUUGGAAGAAACUGAAUGAAACGGUGUUCGAUGGCACACACGCUGCAGCAUACACGGCAAAUCUAACCGAGUUGGAUAGUAAAGAAGGCUACACUGCACCAACCCAAGAAGAUUUGAAGGGCGCAAGUAAAGGUUUGGCACGCCUACAACGCACCUACCAACUAGCGACCAUCGAUGUGGCCGAGGGCGAUCUGAAGGAAAUGAAUUAUGGACAAAAUUUCUCAACAAGCGAAUGCUAUUGGUUGGGUCGCAGCUUGUAUGAGGCUGGAGAUUUCAAAUAUGCCAGCGAAUGGCUGAUACAAGCGCGCAUACGUUUAGCCGAGGAAUUGCGCGCGUCAAACGACGUGCCGGAGUUUAAGGAAAUCAUUACCGAUGUACAGGUGCUGGAACUGCUCGCCGCUGCAUUGUUCUACUUAGGUAAAUCCAAUUUGGCUUCAUUCUUCAAUGACGAGAUUUUGGCGCAAGAGCCGACAAAUGAGAACGCUUUGAAGAAUCAGUUGCUUUAUUUGAACAAAGCGCAUGCGGAGCGUAACGCAGUUAGAGUUGUGGAUGAAGCAAAUAAUUAUCUGCAGCGCACCGAGCUCGACGAACUUUUCGAUCAGACCUGCAAUGGCGAUCGGCAGCAAACGCCACGCGAAAAACGCAAUUUACGCUGUCGCUAUGUACACAACAACGUACCCUUCUGCCGGCUGGCACCAUUCAAGAAGGAAGAACUUAGUCAUGAUCCACCAAUUGCCUACUAUCACGAAACUAUUUAUGACAAUGAAAUGGCGCGUAUAAUAAACGCCACUGAACAUAUGGUGGAGCGAUCCAUGGUCGGUGAUUCGAAACAAUCGGGUUACUCAGAAGUACGCACAAGUCAAAAUACUUGGCUUAAUUUAACCGAAAACGCAUUCUUGCAUAAGAUCGCACAGCGUUUGCGUGACGUGACGGGUUUGUCAUUGGAGUCCGGUGAGUCCUUGCAAGUGGCCAAUUACGGUAUUGGUGGUCACUAUGGCGCGCAUUAUGAUUUCAGUGAGGAAGAUGAUCCGGACGAAGACUACGAUGGCCAAGGUAAUCGCCUAUUGACCGCGUUGUUUUACAUCAACGAAGUGGAGCUUGGCGGCGGCACGGCCUUCCCCUAUCUACGCUUGUUGGCACCUCCCAUUCGAGGUAGCAUGAUUGUGUGGUAUAAUUUACAUAAAUCUUUGGAACUGGAUUAUCGUACCAAACACGGCGGCUGUCCUGUUUUGGUGGGCUCUAAAUGGAUUUGCAACGAAUGGUUCCACAUCGUCGGCCAAGAGUUCAAUCGUCCAUGUGGCCUAGAGCAGGAUGGUUACAAAUCCCUACCAUGGAAAGGUUUGCAUUGA